AUGUCGGCCAACCCAAACACCCCGUCAAUCACGCCAGAGCCUGAGGACUUCGCCUCACUACGCACUUUCUGGGAGCAGCGUGCUGACGGCUUCUGUAUGCAUCUGCCCGAAGGUGUAAUCAUACACUUUUGCGAUACCAAAAAAGCCACGCACGCGGCGAACUCGACCGAUACCGGACCUAUCACCGUGCUCGCUCCCACCAUCAUGAUCUACCUCCAGGGUCCCGACGCAUCUAUCAACGGUGAUCGGCACGCGUUACGAGAUGCCAUCGUCGCCGCUGGUGCAGAGCUACGUCCGUAUCUAGAGUACUAUGGUUGCGUGCUAUAUAGCGGGCCUGGGGAGUUAUUGAUGACUGUGUGGCCGGAUAUAAGUUUUCUCGCGGAGGAUAAACAGGGUCAGAAGGAUGGAAAUGGAAAUAAUGAGGUAACAGAGGAGUAUGAAGGAAGUGAGGAGAGCUACAUUCCCUGGAGUGAAGUGGUCCUCCAUGUCGAACUAAUCGAGAAAUCCGACAAAGAGCCCUCGAUCUUCACCUGUCCUCGUCCCACCGAAGUGCGUGUGCCCGUAAUCCGCAUCCACCAGCACAACCCCCUCGGUAACGACCUCUGGCGCUCGCUUAUCGCCGCCGGCGAGGUACUCGGUUCGUGGCGCGAGUACUUCUGCUGCGAGGUUUACUACCGAGGGAAGCUAGUAGCCUCAGCUUGGCCUAGUGUGGCGUUCCAUGAAGAUCUCACCGUGGAGAAGGAAGUGAUGAAAGUAUUCAAUGUUCCGGGUGUCGAAGAGCUAGGAAGACGCCCGCGAGACUUCGACGAGUGGCAUAAAUUGCAUGAGUUCCUCGAAGAGUAGAGAGACAUUAGGACCUACCGUGAAAAUACCUAUCUAGGUACCUACCUAGCCUAGACAUUUUGAAGGGGUGAAGGAGAGAAACGAAACUAGAACGUACCUUAUUUGUG
Messenger RNA from Hypoxylon trugodes, 950 nucleotides. RefSeq lists its product as uncharacterized. The record is from RefSeq and is a predicted model, not a curated record. NCBI's taxonomy places the organism in Eukaryota, Fungi, Ascomycota, Sordariomycetes, Xylariales, Hypoxylaceae. The transcript has 2 exons. The coding region runs from base 1 to 843 and encodes 280 amino acids.